CAAUUCCAACUCUGUGCGUGUAUGUGGCUGAAUGCGUGUUCAUGAGGGGGAUGAGGGAAUCACAGAGCCAGAGAGAGAAGGGGAUGCAGACAUUUGGAGAAGAGAGAAGAGAGGGGUUUUGCCGACCUGUCAGGGUCUUUCAUGUCACAUUUCUGCCCUGAGGAAGACCUGACCUCUGUCUCUGUGUGUGUGGGAAAAUAAGCUGGAAAAACAAAAAUGGAAUACAACGGAAAACACCACUCUGUGAAACAGCCAGAGCAACAAACCUCCUACUGCUCCCGUAUGACAGAAAGAAGACGGACUGAAGAGGAAAAUGAAUGAAACAUUUUCUUUGUGUCUACUUGAGAAAGUAAAGAGGAGAAAGGGACUUGUUUACGUGAGCCAAUCUGACGUCUGAAAGAAGAUUUGUACAUAUAAUUAUACUGUUGAGUGAAAGGCAAAGAGCAGAGAGGAGUUAAUAGGGGAGGAGGUGGUAGGAAUGGUGAGGAGAGAGUAAAGAGCAGGGAGUAAAGGAGGACAGAGCAGAGGGAGGAGAGGACCAGAGCAGAGAGGAGAGGAGAGGAGAGGAGAGGAGGAAGACAGGAGGAGAGAGGAGAGGAGUAAACACACUCCAGAUGGGACCCCAGCAUUAAUAAAAUGGGGAUCGUGUAUGAGCUCCACUGACCUCUAUUGGACAAUACAACAAGGUCAACUCCCAACAAUAAUGAGCACUCCGACAACAGGAAGCCCAAAUAUGGAGGUGGAGGUGGGCUCCAAGGAGAUGGCAAUGAUCAGCAACAUACUGGCAGCCUACACCUUUAUUGCAGAUCAGCCUGAGAGGACAGCUCUGGUAUUUCUGGGCGGAGUCAGCGUUGGCCUCCUUGUCACACUCUGUGCCAUCGUCUUCCAGAUACACUGCCGAGCAGACUGUCACUAUGGCAACAGUAAACACGCUCAUCGUCGCCACAGACACAGGCAUCAUCACCGUCGCCAUCACAACUGUCCCCACCAUCAGCCUAUCGACAGUAACCCUGAUAACAUGGCCGUGGUGACCUCUGGAGGGGCGGGGCCUGCAGGGGACAGCGAAUCAGAGGACUGGGAUGAAACCUCCGACCUGUCGGCACGGAGACGCAGACGCUUUGAGAGAGCUCUGUUGCAUGCCACCAUGUUUACAUCAGCUGAGGAGCUGGACAGGGCCCAGCGGCUAGAAGAGCGCGAACGGAUUCUCAGAGAGAUCUGGAUGAACGGCCAACCAGACAUAAGUACAGUCACUCAAAGCCUCAACAGAUAUUACUGACAAACAGAGAGAACAUCAGGAGGACAUCAGGAGGAGAUGGAGGACAUCAGGAGGACAUCAGGAGGAGAUGGAGGACAUCAGGAGAACAUCAGGAGGAGGUGGAGGACAUCAGGAGAACAUCAGGAGGAGAUGGAGGAAAGGUGAACAAAUGAGACAAACAGCAGAUGAAAUUAGCAAAUAAAACAUACAUUUAGGAGAUCCAAAAACAGAUCAAAAUGUUACUGACUGCACUGACUGAAGUGGUACAAACAACAGGACAAAUGUGAGUUGUCAUGGCUCGGUCCUCUAACAAGAAAGGAUACUGAAGAAGAGGAAUUUCCUUAUGCCUGGAAAAGACAUAACAGACAUACAAAGCACAGACUUUAGUGGGAUUUGCGACCACUGACGUAAAAAAAAAAUGCAGCUGCAAAACUCUUUGAGGGAUUUUAUAUCUUUUUAACAGGUGCUUUUGACAAACAUGGAGCUAGUAAAGAGAAAUAGGAGGGGGGCUUGUAGAAGAUAUAAUGCUGCAGUUGUUUGCAGGUUGAUGAAUCACUAAUGGUAAAAAUGUGUCGUUGCUUUGGUUUGAAAUGCUGAGACAAUCAGAAGAGAAAUCCCACAUGAACAAUGAGAAAAUGGAAGUGGGAGAGAUAUCAGCUCAAUGCUAAAUGGAUUUACAUAUACUGGUGCUAUUUCUGCUGUCAUUCAGCAACCCAAGAUACAGUGAAUGCACACUUUAAAACACAUGGCUGUGGUUGUUGAUAAAAUAUGAAUGGUAUAAACAAACAAAUCUUAUGGUUGUUGCAUAAAAGGACAUCCGGCUAUCAUGUUCAGGAGGAUCAUGCUGACUUUGUUUGUUUGCCUCAUGUGUUAAUGUUCUGGAAAAAAAGAAUAAACCUAUUUGUUCCUGUGUA
Messenger RNA from Labrus mixtus (cuckoo wrasse), 2169 nucleotides. RefSeq names its product eva-1 homolog A (C. elegans) (gene eva1ab). Lineage: Eukaryota; Metazoa; Chordata; Actinopteri; Labriformes; Labridae. The transcript is spliced from 4 exons. The record is from RefSeq and is a predicted model, not a curated record. The coding region runs from base 650 to 1276 and encodes 208 amino acids.